ACAGGAACACGCCACUACUCCUCUGCUCACCCGCCCACCUCACCCCUGAUUUGUCAACUCCUCCGCGCGCGCGCGUGGCGCCGGCCGGCGUCGGCCGUUGACGCGAUGACCGGCUCCCCCGCGGAUCCCCCGGCGCGGCCGCGGCUGACGGUGCUCCCCCUCAUCGCGCUCAUCUUCUACGACGUCUCCGGGGGGCCCUUCGGCAUCGAGGACUCGGUCCGCGCGGGCGGCGGCGCGCUGCUCCCGCUCCUCGGCUUCCUCGUCCUCCCCGCCCUCUGGUCGCUCCCGGAGGCGCUCGUCACCGCCGAGCUCGCCUCCGCGUUCCCCACCAACGCCGGCUACGUCGCCUGGGUCUCCGCCGCCUUCGGCCCCGCCGCCGCCUUCCUCGUCGGGUUCUCCAAGUGGGCGUCCGGCACGCUCGACAACGCGCUCUACCCGGUGCUCUUCCUCGACUACCUCAGGUCCGGCGGCGGCCUCGUCCUCCCGCCGGUGCUACGCUCGCUGGCGAUCCUCGCGCUCACGGCCGCGCUCACCUACCUCAACUACCGCGGGCUCCACCUCGUGGGCCUCUCGGCGCUGGCCCUCACCGCCUUCUCGCUCUCCCCGUUCGUCGCGCUCGCCGUGCUCGCCGCCCCCAAGAUCCGCCCGUCCCGCUGGCUCUCCUUCAACGCCGGCGCCGUCAACCUGCGCGGCUACUUCAAUUCCAUGUUCUGGAACCUUAACUACUGGGACAAGGCCAGCACGCUCGCCGGCGAGGUCGAGGAGCCCAGGAAGACGUUCCCCAAGGCGGUGUUCGGCGCAGUGGGGCUCGUCGUCGGCGCCUACCUCAUCCCGCUGCUGGCCGGCACCGGCGCGCUGCCGUCGGAGACGGCGGCCGAGUGGACCGACGGCUUCUUCUCCGAGGUCGGGCGGAGGAUCGGCGGGCCCUGGCUCCGCGUGUGGAUCCAGGCCGCCGCCGCCAUGUCCAACAUGGGGCUCUUCGAGGCCGAGAUGAGCAGCGACUCCUUCCAGCUCCUCGGCAUGGCCGAGAUGGGCAUGAUCCCCGCCAUCUUCGCCCGCAGGUCCAAGCACGGGACGCCGACGUUCAGCAUCCUGUGCUCGGCGACGGGGGUAGUGAUCCUCUCCUUCAUGAGCUUCCAGGAGAUCAUCGAGUUCCUCAACUUCCUCUACGGGCUCGGGAUGCUCGUCGUGUUCGCGGCCUUCGUCAAGCUGCGCGCCAAGAACCCGGACCUCCCCAGGCCGUACCGGAUCCCCGUCGGCACCGCGGGGGCCGCCGCCAUGUGCGUCCCGCCCGUCGCGCUCAUCACCACCGUCAUGUGCCUCGCGUCGGCCAGGACCGUCAUCGUCAACGCCGUCGUGGUAGCCGCCGGCGUCGCGCUGUACUACGGCGUCGAGCACGCCAAGAGGCACGCGUGGGUCGAGUUCCUGGCGCCCGUGCCGCCGCCGCCUGACAGCUCCCACGGAUCAACCACGGCGCUUGAAGACGCCGACGUCGAGGACGUCCGCGCCGGGCUGCUCGCCGACGAGACCGCUGACGAAGGUGGCAGCAAGGUCGAGUAGCUUGCCGUUCGGUAUACAGCAGUUCAGUAAGGCCUUGUUUAGUUCGGCGGCGCCGCCAAAAUCACUGCACGGCACCGUAGCACACUGUAGCGUUUUGUUUGUAUUUAUGAAUUAUUAUCAAAUAUUGACUAAUUAGGCUCAAAAGAUUCGUGUCGCAAAGUACAAUCAAACUGUAUAAUUAAUUUUUAAUUUCGUCAACAUUUAGUAUGGUGUUCAUCAGAAAA
Messenger RNA from Setaria italica (foxtail millet), 1784 nucleotides. Its product is annotated as probable polyamine transporter At3g19553. The record is from RefSeq and is a predicted model, not a curated record. Lineage: Eukaryota; Viridiplantae; Streptophyta; Magnoliopsida; Poales; Poaceae. Gene Ontology annotation, molecular function: transmembrane transporter activity. The transcript is spliced from 2 exons. Gene Ontology annotation, cellular component: membrane. Bases 106 to 1560 code for a protein of 484 amino acids. Gene Ontology annotation, biological process: transmembrane transport.